This is a messenger RNA of Oryza sativa Japonica Group (Japanese rice), 2944 nucleotides long. Its product is annotated as protein POLAR proteinALIZATION DURING ASYMMETRIC DIVISION AND REDISTRIBUTION. The record is from RefSeq and is a predicted model, not a curated record. NCBI's taxonomy places the organism in Eukaryota, Viridiplantae, Streptophyta, Magnoliopsida, Poales, Poaceae. Gene Ontology annotation, biological process: asymmetric cell division.
GAAGGAGUCGAUGCGGGGCGACGGUUGGCGGAGGCAGCCACGGCACAAUGACGGCGACGGCGAGGUGGCGACCCGGCCGGACAGGGACGGAGUGAGGAGGCGGCUUCGGGGCCUGCGACCCGUGCUAGGGAGGGAGGCGGCCUCGUGGGCGGCGCUCGGCUUGGCGCGGUGGCGGCCCGGAGCAGGAUGAAGUCGGCGUCGACGGCAGCUUCGGUGGCCUUCGGCCAAGGGAAGACGGAGGCGGUGGGUGGCGGAGACCGGAGAGAGCAGAGCAGCGGACCGGCGGCGCUGCUGUGAGUGAAGACGAACGGCGGUGCGGCGGCGCCACCAGUUCCCCCGAGGCCGAUGCAAAAGGAGAAGGGGAACGGCGGUAGGGAUUGCGGCGGUGGCGGCGACGGCGGCGGCGGAGGCGGCGGACGGCGGUAGGGACGGCGGCGGGCGGCAGCAGGGAUGGCGCCGGCGCCAGGCCGCCAGUGGCGUGCUCACGAGUGCGGAGAGAGGAGAUGGGGAAAAAAGCGUGGGGCCCACGAUUUGGCAAGGCAACUCUAGCUGGCUAAAGUUGGCCAGCCUGGGGAGGAGUUUAGCCAGCCGUUUAGUAAGUCUGUUGGAGCCCGUUUUUUGCUCAAAAUUACCAAAAUUUAAAUUGGAGAGUGAGAUGACAACUCUGUUGGAGAUGCUCUAAUGCUCGCUUUUUGCUUCUAGCUAGUGUUCAUUUUCUACUGUCAUAAACAGGCCUUCGCUUGGUGUGUCAGGCAAGUGAUGGAGAUGCCUACAUGGCUCCAUGUUUUCGUGGCUCCUGCUUCCACCUCGGCGCCUCCAGCGCUCGACAGUGGCAGGGGACCCCGGAAACACGACGCGUGCAGCCUCCCAGCAAGCAAGCUUGCGUGCUUUGCCAGCCAUCAACUCCCAUUGGCCAAACCAUAAUUCGCCGGAUUAUGGCCAACUAUGUUUUUUUUCUUUAAAACUCAGAUUUUAAAACCACGGCGACAUCGUAAACUUGGACAGAAAAUUUCUAUGCCUGGGGUCCUACCAAUAGAGUCGGAUGGUGGGUCAUGGAUGGAAAUUUGGAAUGGAACAGACAAACAAAUCUGAAACCUCAGAAUACCCAGCAUUUCAAAUCACCAAAUUGCAACACCGGACCUACACAAAAAAAAAUAAUCAUCAAACCUGAUCCCCAUCUUUUCUUCCGGGAAUAUAAUUCCAUCUCGGAAAUAUAAAAAUCAUCGAUAGAUAUAUCCUCUCUUCCAUUUUUUUUAAAUAUAAACGAUGAUAUCAUGUGUGAUUCCCUGGAGGGGGAGAGCUAAUAAUGGUGCCGUCCCAUCUAAUCGGGCUCAUCGUGGCCGUCGUCGAUUCGAGGAUGGACGGCGGGAUCGGGGGUCCAGUUCGCUGUCGGGUGGGGCCCACGGUGAGCUCGCCACGACGACCACGAUCCACGCCACCCGCUCCAAUUUGAAAACCCGCUUUGGCUUGGCUUCGUCUUCUCUGUCUCCUCUGCUUUUGCGCUGCUCGCUCGCCUCAUCGGGCGCCGCGCGCGCCAUGGCAUCCGAGGUGGUGAGGAGGAGGAGGAGGAUCGCGGACUACCUCAACGACGGCGAGGAGCUCGGGAUCGAGGGGUCGCCGGCGGUGACGCCGCGGUCCCCCGCGCUCGCGGCGGCGAGGUCGCUGCUGCCGAGGUUUAGGUGGGCCCGGGCGGCGAGUAGGAUUGGGAGGAAGGGGAAGGCGGAGAAGGAGGGGGUGGUGGUGGUGGAGGAGGAGAUUGCGGUGGAGAAGAACGGCGAGCCCGUCGCCGCCGCCGCCGCCGCCGCCACCGUCGCCUCUACCUCAGUGUUCGACAACGAGAGCCACACGAGGACUCCCGACCUCGGCGUUGGCCUGAGCCUGGUGUUCCUCCUCGCCAAGACAUCCGACGAGUUCAACAAGAUGGCGAAGGUUCGCGCGGAGAUGGAGACGCUGCUGAGAGAGAUCAAAGAGCAGGUGAGGCAGAGCAGCAGCGGAGGGGUUGGUGACGACGACGCAUCGAAACCCCGCUGCAACCUCGAGUCCGCCGCGUCGAGCUGCCUCACGGACACGAACGAGAACGAGAGGGCGAGCGCGCGCAUGAUGGAGGAUCAGGCCACCUCGUCGUCCAACCACAUGGAGGAGGAGGAAGUGAGCUGCGAGAAAUCAGCGGAGGAGUACGAGUGCUGCUUCCCGAGGAUGGAUGUGCUCGAGGAGGAGUUCCAUGCCGAGCUCGAUCUUCUCCAGGUUAACUAUGGUUCAGAUGUUCAGCUGUUCUUGCCUGAAGAACAUGAUGCAGAGCAACCGGAUGAGAUCACUGAAUGCCGGGAAGAAUUCAAUGAUGAUGUUGGGAGAGAAGAUGAAGUAGUGGAGGACGAAGACUACGACGAUGAAGCUGAAUACAAUGGUGUCAAUGCCGUCGAGCUUGAGAGGAGGCUGCACGAGCUCCUCCAUCAGAGGAACCAGGAGCGGAUCGAAGAGCUGGAACUCGCGCUGAAACGCGCGGAGAAGAAGCUCGUCGAGAAGGAGAUGGAGGUGUCCAUGUGGAAGGACACAGCGAAGCUCGCGCUGCGACAGGACAGUAGUACUAUGUUGUGACAUGGUGAUUGCAAAGCUGGCAUGCUUCAUGUGCGCAAUACUGCAAUUUGUACAUGAUUUAGGAUUAUUGCUUCAUGGGGCACACACGCAGACACGCUGGAGCGUGGCACUUGCGACGUAUUUUUGUAGAGUUUUACGCCAGUUAUAGUGAACAGUUCAUACCGAAGUUUAGUGUUAGCCUUUCUUAGGUGAUCUCUAAGCAAGUUUGUUGUUUCGGGUUUGGGGCAAAUGCAGUUCAAUUAGUCUGACUGAUGUCCGGUUCUAUAUUUGUUUGUACCAUGUGUACGUCUCUUCGUAUUUGAGAAUUCAGAUGGCAAUUUGGUUGCCUGUUUUUAGGCUUUUAGCAACA